Ogataea parapolymorpha DL-1 is the source of this 1623-nucleotide messenger RNA. Its product is annotated as putative amino-acid permease. Gene Ontology annotation, molecular function: amino acid transmembrane transporter activity. Bases 1 to 1623 code for a protein of 540 amino acids. Gene Ontology annotation, biological process: amino acid transmembrane transport. Lineage: Eukaryota; Fungi; Ascomycota; Pichiomycetes; Pichiales; Pichiaceae. Gene Ontology annotation, cellular component: membrane. The transcript has a single exon. The record is from RefSeq and is a predicted model, not a curated record.
AUGAAUAAAGAGCUGACCAACCAAGUUUCGAUCAGUUCCGAGCAGCUGGAUCGGGAAUCCGGCUCGGACACUUUUGACCAGAGGUUCGACCCGCACUCUGGGCUCAAGAGAGGUCUGAAAACCAGACAUGUCACACUUAUGGCUCUCGGAGGAAUUAUUGGACCAGGUUCGAUCGUUGGACUGGGUGUCUAUUUACACAAGGAUGGCCCUGCCGCUCUGAUUAUAGAUUAUACCGUCGUUGGAAUCGUGGCUUUCUCGCUAAUGCAGUCUAUCGGAGAGCUCAACUCUCUGUUCUCUGCCACUAAUGGCUUUAGUAACCACAUCACGAGGUUUGUCGACGAGGCGUUUGCUGCCAUGGCUUCCUACAAUUAUCUGAUUGUCUGGAUCUGUGUUUUGAUGGCCGAGUACAUCACUCUUUCGUCGACGAUGAACUUCUGGGCUCCCCAGGUGCCGACUUGGGGAUACUUUUUGAUAUUCUGGGCUUUCUUCCUAUGUGCGCAGUUCUUGGGCGUUGAAGGGUAUGGUGAGGCGGAGUACUGGCUGUCUAUUAUCAAAUUGCUUGGCUUAUCGGCAUUUUACGUGUUCACCAUCGUGUACAUGUGUGGUGGAGUGAAAGGAACACCGGCGUUUGGUUUCAGAAAUUUUAACACUCCGUGGGCUGGCCAGUCGGCCAUCAAAUCUUUGGCCAGUGCCAUUGUCAACUCGUCGACAGCAUAUGUCGGCAUUGAGCUAAUGUCGUUGAAUGCAGCGGAGACUAAAAACCCCAUCAGAGCCAUUCCUAUUGCCGUGAGACAGACUCUGAUCCGAAUCAUGUACAUAUACGUGUGCAUCUCGUUGUCCUAUGGUAUUACUGUCCCGUACAACUCGCCGCAGCUGUCAAAUGGUGUGAGCUCUCUGAAGUCACCGAUCUACGUGGCUCUGUACAAUGCUGGCUGGCACAACGCGCACCAUCUGGUGAACUUAUUUGUGGUGGUGAUAUCGUUCAGUGCAAUCAACUCUGCGCUCUACAUUGGAACAAGAACCAUUGUGAACAUGGCGAAUGAACACAUGACGCCAUUCCCGCGCUUUUUCAGCAAAGUCAACAGACGUGGUGUGCCAUACGUUGCAGCCAUCACAUUUAAUCUUUUUGGUUUCCUCAGUCUGCUUCAAGUUGGAAGCAGCUCCAGAACCGUCUACACCUACUUUGUCAACGUUUCUGGAGUGUCUAUCUUUUUUGUGUGGUCAUCAAUCGCCAUUGCACAGAUCAGGUUCAGAAAAGGCUGGAUUCGGGCAGGCCACAGCGUACAGGAGCUGCCGUUCAAAUGUCUUUGGUAUCCUUACACUCCGAUAUUCUGUAUCGUGAUGAGUCUGUUUUUGGCCUUGAUCCAGGGCUGGAUGUAUUUGAAGCCGUUUGACCACUCGUCGUUUAUUGACGCUUACAUCAUGCUGCCGUUGUCGGCGUUCUUUUUCUUUGGCUACAAGAUUUGGAAGAAGACCAAAUGGGUCAGAUACGAAGAAAUGGAUUUCGAAACAGGCCGGAGAUACGAGCUUGAGGAGGAGCUGAGACGGGUCCAGAAGGAGAGGCAAUUGAACCCUCUUACGAAAAAACAGAAACUCAAGCUCUUUUUUGGAGAAUGGGUCUGA